Molecule: messenger RNA, 1557 nt
Organism: Adineta steineri
Lineage: Eukaryota; Metazoa; Rotifera; Eurotatoria; Adinetida; Adinetidae
Source: the annotation of a GenBank genome assembly
AUGGCUCACAUAUAUCGUGGUCCUUCAUAUUAUAAAGAUGAUGGACGAAUAGAUUAUUAUAAUCAAAUUUCACCAGAAUAUCAAUUUGAAAAACCAGCAAUUGAUCGAUUAUUAGAUUAUAUAUCGAAUCAAGAAGCUCGUAAACCUGCUAUUGAUAUAUUAAUUCAAGAAUAUUUAGAAAGAAUUGGUAGUCCAUUAACAUAUCAAUCAACACAUAUUUCACCAUUAAUGACUAUAGCUACUGAUAGUAAUAAUGAUAAUAAAAAUACGUGUAGUCAACAAACUCAAACACCAACUGGAGGAAUGCCAUAUUAUCAAACAGCUCUAUCAUUUUAUCCAACUCCAUUAACUUCUGGUAAUGAUAUAGUAUAUGAUUCGAAUUAUGAUUAUCGAAAUACAGCUUCAACACCAUUACUUCCACCAUUAUCAAGUCGAUCUUAUCGUUCAUCAUCAAUAGUAACUGAUGGAGUAGGAAGUACACCAACAACUCGAAUAUCUAUUUCAUCAAAUCAAGAAAUUCCUAUUAUUGAUCGAUUUGCAAAUCCUACGAAUAGUCAAGAUAAUCGUUUAAAACAAGCAGCUGCUCAAGAACGUCGUCAAGCAACACGACAUUUUGGAAAAGUUCAACCAGGUUUAAUUUGGACAUCACCAUUACCAGUUCGACCACGUAUUUUUUCUAUUCGACCACCAUCAUUAUCUUGUAAAAUAUUUCUUGGUGGUAUUCCACAUGAUCUUAAUCCAAGAGAUUUACAAGAACGUUUAGAAAGUUUUGGUUCAGUUCGACUUGAAUGGCCUAAUAAAGAUAAUGUAUCAAUACAUAGAAAUUCAUCAAAUCAUAUAUCAGCUGGAUUUGUUUAUGCUGUAUAUGAAAAUGAAGAAUCUGUUCAUAAAAUAUUACAUACAUGUUCAACAAAAACUGAUCGAACAUUAGAUGAUGGACGAUGUGAAUAUUAUCUUGAUGUGUACACUCAACGUACAAGUGCACGACGAAAAAGCAUUCAAAUUAUUCCUUGGUUUGUGGAAGAUUCACAAUGGAUAGCUGAAUCUGAUUAUACAUCAAAUGGUUAUGGUAAUUGGGAACAACGACUUAAUUCAACAGAAUGUAUUAAUCGAACAGUAUUUGUUGGUGCUUUACAUGGAAUGAUGACUGCAUAUGCAUUAGCUCGUAUAUGUCAUGAGUUAUUCGGUGAUGUAGAAUAUGCAGCUAUUGAUACUGAUAGAAAUAAAUAUCCAAUUGGUUCUGGACGUGUUGUUUUUGUCAAUGCACAUAGUUACUACGCAGCUGUUACAGCUAAUUAUUUAAUGAUCGAAUGUGAUAAAUUCUGUAAAGUGAUUCAAAUCGAUCCAUAUUUAUCAGAUAGUGUACCAUGUGCUGGUGCUAAUGGACAAUGGUGUCCAAAUAUGGGACAAUAUUUCUGUCGUUCACUUAAAUGUAUGAAAUAUUAUUGUGCAACAUGUUGGGAUUUAAAUCCACAUCAUAUGACAACACAAAGUAAUGAAUGUGAACCACCAGCAAUGAUUCAUAAGCCAUUGAUGCGUAAUGCUCGAACAGCAUGA